AUGGGGUCGUUCCUGAGGAGUUUCCGGAGCAAUAAUGCGAAUCCGCCGCCGGUCGGGGCGACUCCCGCAAGGAAGGAGCCUCAGCCUCCUCCGAUGACUCCCUUAGAGAAGAAGUUGUUGGACAUGGGCCCGAUUCGGCCAGAUGGGAGUGACAAGUUUUUUGGGAUGGAAAAUUACGGUAAUACCUGCUAUUGUAAUUCGAUACUCCAGUGCCUCUACUACUCUGUCCCAUUCCGAGAAGCUGUCAUCAAUUACCCCACACGAACACCCAUCGAAAGCUUAAAAGCAGCAUUAGCAAAGACUGUUCAUUAUCCAGAUCCCGUCGCUCAACAGGAAGCAGAAGCACAGGCUGAAAGGCAGAAAGCCCUCAAUGCUGCACGUCCCGGAUUGCCCCCAAACCCCCAGCAAAAGCCCGAAGACAAGGAUUCGCCAGAAUACAAGAAGAAAAUGGCUUUGCAGACCCUCCCCCUCCUGGAAACGAAGAACAAUGCCACCAGUUAUGGCAUGUCCGAGUCGCUUUUCACCUCUUUGAAAGAUAUCUUCGAGUCCGUCGUUGGAAGCGAUUUGCGGAUGGGCAUCGUCCGACCACAGCAGUUCUUGGAUGUUCUCCGACGUGAGCACGAGAUGUUUCGAACCGCCAUGCACCAGGAUGCCCACGAAUUUCUGAAUCUUUUGCUCAAUGAAGUCGUCGCCAACGUCGAGGCGGAAGCUUCCAAACAACCACAGAUGGAGAAGAGUCUUCCGCCAACAGAAAGCGCCGAAUCCUUUGAAUUGACACCAAGCUCUGGCUCCAAAACCCCGAACACUACUCGGUGGGUACAUGAAUUGUUCGAAGGAACCUUGACGUCCGAAACCCAGUGUCUCACGUGCGAGAAAGUCUCCCAGCGAGACGAAAUUUUCUUGGAUCUCUCGGUGGACUUGGAGCAACACUCGUCUGUCACAUCAUGUCUGAGAAAGUUUUCCGCAGAAGAGAUGCUCUGCGAACGUAAUAAAUUCCACUGUGACAACUGCGGGGGCUUACAAGAAGCGGAGAAGAGGAUGAAGAUUAAACGACUACCUCGGAUAUUGGCUCUACACCUCAAGCGCUUCAAAUACACCGAGGAUUUGCAACGGCUCCAGAAGCUCUUCCACAGAGUUGUGUACCCCUACCAUCUUCGCCUUUUUAAUACGACAGAUGACGCCGAAGACCCAGAUCGCCUGUACGAGUUAUAUGCGGUGGUGGUCCAUAUUGGUGGUGGGCCGUACCAUGGACAUUAUGUUGCGAUUAUCAAGACAGAGGACCGUGGCUGGUUGCUCUUUGAUGAUGAGAUGGUUGAACCGGUAGACAAGAACUAUGUCCGCAACUUCUUCGGCGACAAGCCAGGCUUGGCUUGUGCCUACGUUCUCUUUUAUCAGGAGACCACCCUUGAAGCUGUGAUGAAGGAGCAAGAGCAAGAGAACAUGGCCUCGGCUACAGGCACCGCAGACGCGGCUGAUACCGCCUCCAAGCCAAAUGGCGUUUCACAGCUCAACUUGUCUCAAACCUAUAGCGGAUCACAAGUCCCAUCACACGACGAACCGAAUCGCUUCACCCCCAUUCGAUCCCCUACUGCGCCUCCGCUCACCACUCACCAUGAAGAAGCAGAACCAGAUCGUCCUUUAUCACAACCUUAUGCAACCGCACGUCCCCCUACACGGCCCUCUAUUCCUCCCAUACCCGAAACACCUGGGACCCCUCUUAGCCCCAAAAAGAGUGAUGUACAGACCAGAAAGGAACAGGCCAAGGAAGAGAAGGAGCGGAGACACGCUGAAAAGGAGAAGCACAAGAAUGAUAAACAGCGUCGGAAGGAAGAAGAAAUCAAAUCCCGGGAAGACAAAAGACGUGAAGAAGCCGAGCUGAGGGCUGCUCUCGAGGCAAGUAGAGCGUCCAAGGUUGAUGAGGAUCGGCGCCAUGCUCCUGAGCCUGGGAAGGAAAGCGAUUCGCCCAAGAAACCCGGAGGGCUCAACCGGUUAAGACGUGGCAGCAAGAGCAUCAGCCAUAGGCUGAACAAUCAUAAAGAUCAUCGAGGGUCAUCUUCUGAUAUCCCAGGGCCGUCUGUCCCAGAGAAAGCAGCUCCCAUCCAUGCUCCUGCUCCCGCUCCUCCUGCCAGUGCUAGAACUUUUGAGCAUCCGGCCAGGAGUGCAACAGCACCACGACCGAUGUACUCGAACAAGCAUAAUGUUCGAGAGGAAGAGCGGGCGGACACUUUCAAAGAUCCCAAGCAUGAGCGAUCAGGACAUGGGAAAUGGAGAAGCUUCAGUCUCCGGAAGAAAUCAUUCAGCAUACUCUCCUGA
Molecule: messenger RNA, 2313 nt
Organism: Aspergillus wentii DTO 134E9
Lineage: Eukaryota; Fungi; Ascomycota; Eurotiomycetes; Eurotiales; Aspergillaceae
Gene: creB
Product: ubiquitin C-terminal hydrolase CreB
Exons: 4
Coding region: 1-2313 (770 amino acids)
Biological process (GO): protein deubiquitination
Cellular component (GO): nucleus; cytosol
Molecular function (GO): cysteine-type endopeptidase activity; cysteine-type deubiquitinase activity
Source: RefSeq, a predicted model, not a curated record